Molecule: messenger RNA, 13171 nt
Organism: Pongo pygmaeus (Bornean orangutan)
Lineage: Eukaryota; Metazoa; Chordata; Mammalia; Primates; Hominidae
Product: WD repeat-containing protein 91
Exons: 19
Coding region: 34-2277 (747 amino acids)
Biological process (GO): early endosome to late endosome transport; negative regulation of phosphatidylinositol 3-kinase/protein kinase B signal transduction
Cellular component (GO): late endosome membrane; early endosome membrane
Molecular function (GO): protein binding; phosphatidylinositol 3-kinase inhibitor activity
Source: RefSeq, a predicted model, not a curated record
CGCCGCGCCACCCCUAAAGACGCUAGUGCUGCGAUGGCGGAGGCCGUGGAGCGCACUGACGAGCUGGUCCGGGAGUACCUGCUCUUCCGCGGGUUCACGCACACACUGCGGCAGCUCGACGCCGAGAUCAAGGCGGACAAGGAGAAGGGGUUCCGGGUGGAUAAGAUUGUGGACCAGCUGCAGCAGUUAAUGCAGGUGUAUGAUUUGGCUGCCCUUCGGGAUUAUUGGAGCUACUUGGAGCGUCGGCUCUUCAGCCGCUUGGAGGAUAUAUACAGACCCACAAUCCACAAGCUGAAAACCAGCCUGUUUCGCUUUUAUCUUGUCUACACAAUCCAGACAAACAGAAAUGACAAGGCUCAGGAGUUCUUUGCAAAGCAGGCCACAGAACUGCAGAACCAGGCUGAGUGGAAGGAUUGGUUUGUCCUGCCCUUCCUGCCAUCCCCGGACACCAACCCCACCUUUGCUACCUACUUUUCUCGACAGUGGGCUGACACCUUCAUUGUGUCCCUGCACAACUUCCUGAGCGUCCUGUUUCAGUGCAUGCCAGUUCCUGUGAUCCUGAACUUUGAUGCGGAGUGUCAGAGGACUAACCAGGUUCAAGAAGAAAAUGAAGUUCUGCGUCAGAAGCUUUUUGCAUUGCAAGCUGAAAUCCACCGACUGAAGAAAGAGGAGCAACAGCCAGAAGAGGAAGAGGCCUUGGUCCAACACAAAUUGCCUCCUUAUGUCUCCAACAUGGACCGCCUGGGGGACUCAGAACUUGCCAUGGUGUGCAGCCAAAGGAAUGCCUCCCUCUCCCAGUCACCUCGUGUGGGCUUCCUGUCCUCGCUGCUGCCUCAGAGUAAGAAGAGCCCCUCAAGGUUGUCGCCUGCUCAGGGCCCUCCUCAAGCUCAGAGCUCGGCCAAGAAAGAGUCCUUCGGUGGUCAGGGCACCAAGGGAAAGGACCCGACGUCCGGAGCCAAGGAUGGGAAGGGCCUCCUCAGCGGGCUGGCCACUGGGGAGUCCGGUUGGUCACAGCACCGGCAGCGGCGCCUGCAGGACCAUGGCAAGGAAAGGAAGGAGCUUUUCUCCACAACCACUUCCCAGUGUGCAGAGAAGAAACCAGAAGCCAGUGGCCCAGAGGCUGAGCCCUGCCCAGAGCUCCACACGGAGCCAGUGGAGCCACUGACUCGGACAUCCUCGGCAGGCCCUGAGGGUGGAGGAGUCCGCCCCGAGCAGCCCUUUAUUGUGCUGGGACAGGAGGAGUACGGGGAACACCACUCGUCCAUCAUGCACUGCAGAGUGGAUUGCUCUGGGAGGAGAGUCGCCAGCUUAGACGUGGAUGGGGUCAUCAAAGUGUGGUCCUUCAACCCCAUCAUGCAGACCAAAGCGUCCUCCAUUUCCAAAUCUCCGCUGCUAUCUUUGGAAUGGGCCACCAAACGGGACAGACUGCUCUUGCUGGGCAGUGGUGUGGGAACGGUGCGUCUCUAUGACACGGAAGCCAAGAAGAAUCUCUGUGAAAUCAAUAUCAACGACAACAUGCCCAGAAUCCUGUCUCUUGCGUGCAGCCCCAACGGGGCCUCUUUCGUCUGUUCGGCUGCAGCUCCGAGCCUCACUUCCCAGGUGGACUUCUCAGCACCAGACAUCGGCAGCAAGGGCAUGAACCAGGUUCCUGGCAGGCUGCUGCUGUGGGACACGAAAACCAUGAAGCAGCAGCUCCAGUUCUCCCUGGAUCCAGAACCCAUUGCUAUCAACUGUACAGCCUUCAAUCACAACGGGAACCUGCUGGUCACAGGGGCAGCUGAUGGUGUUAUCCGGCUGUUUGACAUGCAGCAGCACGAGUGCGCGAUGAGCUGGAGGGCCCACUACGGGGAGGUCUACUCUGUGGAGUUCAGCUAUGAUGAGAACACUGUGUACAGCAUCGGCGAGGACGGGAAGUUCAUCCAGUGGAACAUCCACAAGAGCGGCCUCAAGGUAUCCGAGUACAGCCUCCCCUCAGACGCCACAGGCCCCUUUGUGCUGUCUGGAUACAGCGGCUACAAGCAGGUUCAAGUCCCCAGAGGCCGACUGUUCGCUUUUGACUCGGAGGGCAAUUACAUGCUGACAUGUUCUGCCACAGGUGGCGUCAUCUACAAGCUGGGUGGCGAUGAGAAGGUUCUGGAGAGCUGCUUGAGCCUGGGUGGCCACCGAGCCCCUGUGGUCACCGUGGACUGGAGCACUGCCAUGGACUGUGGGACCUGCCUUACCGCCUCCAUGGAUGGCAAGAUCAAGCUGACCACCCUCCUGGCCCAUAAAGCCUGAUGACCUGCCCCAAGGGGCACCCGAGGAAGCAGUAUUAUCUGGGGUGGGGGGAGGAGAUGUAGGACGGGAAAACCAGGUGCUCCACUCCAGCUCCCUGCCAGUGCAGUGACUCUGCAGGGAAAGACUGGCAAGGAGGCUCAGGCACUUCCAUCUGCGGUGACUGGAAUGGGACCCACGUGGAGUAGGUGGCAUAUGCUUCCCAGAGACUGGUAUUGUGGCUUUGCCAGGAGUACACGUGAGAUUAUGGGAGGAAAGCUCCGGAAGAAGGAGAAACAUUGCGGUGGCUACUGUGUUGGCCCAGUAGAAAUUGACAGUAUUUUGUAUAUAUGUGCCCAUUUUUCUUUUUCUUUUUUAAAAAAAGAGAAUACUCUUGUGGUCCCCUGAUGUCUCUUUCUAGGAUGUGUGUCACUUUGCUUCAGUGACAGCCCUCCCACCCAGCCUGGUUCUGCUGGCCCCGAACUGAACCUCUCCAGGCUCUCCUGUUGCUUUGCCAUGGAGCCAGGUCAGCUCUCUGUCUGUUCCACUGGGUAACAAGGUUUGGCAGUUCCUGUUUCUCUGGGCUUAAGUCAAGGCCACAGAGUUCUUUUUCUUCCCUGAAAGCUGGCAGCUUUUGUUACAGAAGAUUCUCAGGAUGAAGGCAGGGGCUGAGGCCUCUGCCAGUGGCUGCCCCUUUCCAUCCAGUGGCUGCUGUUUCCCAAGACGGGCUAAGCGUUUCUUAUUUGAAGUGCUUGGGACAGGAGUGUUACAGAUUUUGGAUUUUUUCAGACUUUGGAAUAUUUGCACAUAUACAUAAUAAGGUAUCUUGGUAGGUCUCAUGUCUAAACAUGAAAUUCAUUCAUGUUUUAUAUAUACCUUAUACAUGUAGCCUGAAGGUAACUCUAUAUAGUAUUUUAAAUAAUUUUGUACAUGAAACAAAGUAUUGAUUGUGGUCAGGUGUGGUAUUUUCUACUUGUGGUGUCACAUUGGUGCUCACAGUUUUGGGGCUGGGCACGGUGGCUCACAUCUGUAAUCCCAGCACUUUGGGAGGCCAAGGUGGGUGGAUCACUUAAGGUCAGGAGUUCAAGACCAGCCUGGCCAACAUGGUGAAACCCCAUCUCUACUAAAAAUACCAAAAUCAGCCAGGCAUGGUGGCAGGUGCAUGUAAUCCCAGCUACUCUGGAGGCUGGGGCAGGAGAAUCACUUGAGCCCAGGAGGCGGAGGUUGCAGUGAGCUGAGAUCACGCCAUUGGGAGAACCCAACUCAAAAAAAAAAAAAGUUUUGGGUUAUGGAGCAUUUUGGAUUUUGGAUCUUUGGGUUAAGGACGCUCAACCUGUACCUUUUUCAUUUGGUGGCUCCUCUCCUUCCUCCAACUGAACAUCUUUGUGGAAAGGUGACGGCUGCCUGCACCCACUGCUGGCGAAUGGUGAGAAGGUCAGAGCAAGGGGGCCAAGUUGCUGCUGGUGGGCACCUGGGGUUCAGGCCGGCCCAACUGUGGCUGAGCCGAUCUGUAGCUGAGCUGAGCGUCAACCAGCUGUGUCUACACCCUGCCUGAGGCCUGCCCUCUCCUCCCUGGCUGGAGUGGGACCUUGAAGAGGCAGAUCCUCCCACUAGCUUGCUGAGAUGCUUUAAGGAUCACAGAGACACAAAGAAGAUUUGAACCCUAUGCUCCUCCCAUCCCACCUCUUACUCCCUCCCAGGAAAAGAUGCUUCUCCACCCCAGCCCGUGGGACCUGGGCUUGUCCUGGCUCACAGCCGGUGAGAGCGGGGACCCUGGAGGUCAGUGACCCUAACCCCUCAAGGCGACGGUGGUGGGGAAACAAGUCCUGCCUGAGACUGCCCUCCUGAAGAGCUACAUGGACCCCAGUGUGGCAGUUCGGUUUGUGACCUGAAGGCACUGGGGCCGCCCCUUCAGCCUUGCUAUCUGGACACUGUCCCACGCAGUCAGGGGCUGAGGGCAGAGAUUCAGCUGCGUGGGUGUCGCUGCUGUGGAGGAGCCACAGGAGCCGUGCAGGGAGGGAGCACGGUGUCCGAGCUUGCUGUGCCCGGGUGUGGGUAGCACCCAUUCUCGUUGCUGAUUUUUUGCGAACCAUAUUUCAGAUCGCUGUCCUGAGUUCCCAUUUUAGGGCCAGAUCUUGUCAGAUCAUCCUUUCAACCUGAAAAUGCUGCUGGGGAAGGCCUCACCGGCCACUGCUUGUGCGGGCGUUUCCAGUCUGGGUUCUGGUGUCCUUUGGGCUGUGUGAAGCCAGGAGUAUGGUCUUCAACUAAAACUCGGUGCUGAUGCCACGUGACCAUGGCGGAGCCCAGCAUCCAGCAGGACGUGUGGGCAGAGGGGACCCCCGGGGCCGCCACCAGAACAUUAAGCAUUAGCAAGGCCUCCUGUCUUGAAAUGUUGCAAAAAUUAAGGGACAAGAGAGACCGAAGAAUGGGAUGCAGGAAAGUUUUUAUUUUUAGGUGUACAUCAGCUCAGUGGAAUUGCAUCCAGAAAGUCUAAGUAUAGAACAAAGAAAACGAAUGUCUUUUAAGCAUUUUGAGGCAGGAAUUACAUGAAGCAGGAAGCAGGCUUACAGAAGCAAGUACAAAGGCCAUUAAUUAUCUUGUGACACUUUUGCAACAUGUCGUACAUCUCUGGGAAAACUUAGUAUGCAGCUUAUGCUUAUCUGUCUUGUGACCUUGCAGCUGUGCAAGGAGGGAAGAAGACACAAGCUUACAGAGCCUACAAAAUACCUGAAGGGCAGAUAUGGUUAAUGUUUCUUGGGACUGGCAGUUGAUAUCCUUCUUGAACUCUAACUUCAGGGGGGCUACUUAAAUUCUUUUUAGCCUUGGUUGGUACAGCAAUUCAUUCUAUGAGCUAUUAUUUCUUUUACUAUAAUUUUACUAUUAUUACUUAUGUUAUUAUCCUAUUAUUUUAAUUUUCCACUUCAUUCCCCCCUUUGGUGCUCUACAUAAAUGUUGGUUAAUAGCACACCACAAUUGUUUAUUUUUUCUUGAGUUGGUACAUAUUCUUCUUGGGGCAAUACUUAGUCAAUGCCAUUAUUUGAGUAGUAGUAUUUGGCCACGACUGCCUCUAUAGUUGACUGAACACUUCUGAUGAGAAGAGGUAGGAGACAAGGGAGAAUUAGGCAGGCACCUAUGAUAAGUAGGAACCCACCUAUUAAGGUUUUGAACCCACUAAAGGUCAAAAACCAUCCUUCAAAGAGAGAAUCUGGAGACCAGCCUGACCAGGUUUGAACUGGAACAUGGGCUAACUUCCACAUCCUGGCAGUAAUUUCCAUGACAGCUCACCUAUUGUCAUCUAUUUCUAAACAGCAGUUUGUUAGAUUAAACUUCCUGCAUACUCCUCCUUCUGAGGCUAGGAGGUAAUCUAGUGCCAGCCUGUUUUGAUAUAUGGCAUUCCUCAUCUGUAUAGCUUGUACAGCUAGUAAAUCUAAAGCUCUUGAUGUUUCAUAGGUUAUUAUUUCAAGAACAGCCUGUAACCUUAUGAUACGGCUGAGCAUAUAAAUUGGGGUGUGGUAUCCCCAUUACCUAUUUUGUGCCUAGGUAGCUGGCCCAUAGUAUUUAAUGAUUUUUUCAGGAGGCCAUUUGUUAUUUUUCUAGUCUCCUAUGUCUAUGUCUUUUUUGAUAUUUAUAUUUAUUUUUGAGAUCAUGCUCCUUUUAGUUCUUUUAUUCUCAUUAUAGACUGGUUAUCCUAAGAGUUCCCCUUGCUUUAGAGGAAUUAGAAAGAAGGAUGGCUUGAUUGUUCCUAAUACACAUGCUCCUGUCCAUUUAGCUGGCAGUUGCUGAUAUGCCUGUGCUCCACAGAUCCAAUAUAGGCCUUUUCCUGAACAAAAAUAAUAACAUAAUAAUAAGAUAAUCAGUAUUACUAAGAUCACUACUAGGCUUAUAAGUUCUAUCCACAUUUACUUAUCUAGUGAAGACUCCUCAAGCUUUGGCCAUGCGUAGACUAGUCAGCUUCCAGUGUGUGACUAGAGCAGGGUUCGACUUCUCAAGCUUCAGUUGUGCAUAGACUGACCAGCCUCCAGAGUGGUCAGAGCAGAGCGGUUGUCUUUCUCAGUGGUGUUGUGGUUUUGCCACAGGAUUAGUCAUGUUGGAUGGUCUGGGUCUUGUUGACUGGUUCACUGGUCCUGCGCAGCCGGCUUCAGUCGACUGUGAUGAAUCCAAGGUGUGAUACCUGCAACUUUAACAGCAGUGGAAGUAGACAAGAUUACAGUGUGGGCCCAUCCCAUGUGGUCCCUAGUGUGGUUGGGUUCCAUUUCUUAACCCAAACCAAGUCCCCAGGUGUAAAGGGGUGAACUGGGUCUGUUAGGCUGAUAGGCAAUUUUUCUCAUACCCAGCCAUGAAUCUUUUGCAUAGCUAAUCCUAAAGCUUGUAUUUGCCUUUUUAAAGUUAGUUCCCCUAGUUCCCACAGAUCACCUUUUACCUGAUUUAUAAUCGGGGGUGGUCGGCUGAACACAAUUUCACAGGGUGAAAGCCCAGUCAAUUUGGUAAGGGUACACCUGACUUGGAGAAAGGCCAUGGGCAAGACCUGAUCCCACCUAAGAUGAGGUUCUUGACAAAACUUCUUCAGCAGAUGUUUUAGUGUCUGGUUCAUCCAUUCUACCUUUCCUUUCCAGAGCUCUGUGGGUGGUAGGCUAUGUGCAAUUUCCACUUUAUCUUUAGCAGCUGCGUCAGCUGCUGAACUACUUCAGCCAUGAAUGCUGGGCCAUUAUCUGAUCCUAAAGUUAGAGGCAGUCCAAACCUAGGAAUAAUGUCUUUUAGCAACACUCUGGUUACUUCUUGGGCUUUCUCUGUCCUGGUAGGGAAUGCCUCGACCCACCCUGAGAAAGUGCAAACAAACACUAGCAUGUACUGAUAGCCCCCUGCUCAGGGCAGUUCGGUAAAGUCCACAAGCAAGUUUUCACAGGGUGUAGCUCCAGUCUCUUGAAUCCCUGGGGGCUGAGUUGGCACUUGCCAUGGAUUGUUCUGGGCGCAGGUUAAACAUUGCUCACAAACGGCUCGAGUGAUGGCAGUAAGGCACAGCACAUAGAAAUGCCAUCCUACAAGAGUUUCUAAUGCAGUCUUUCCCAUGUGUGUUCCCUGAUGAAACUGCUUCAUAAUUUGGGGGGCUAUUGCUUCCAGAAUAGCUAGCCUCCCAUCUGAGAACUUCCACCAGCCUCCUUUUAUGUAACUUCCGCUCUCUUGUUCAAACCAAGCUUUUUCAUUGGGAGAGUAGCUUGGGGUUUCAGGUAAGGGGGGUUCUAGUAGAAGCGGCAGGGUUGGGGUUUUCUUUUUAGUACUUGAGUUGGACAUAGUUGCUUGUCUGGCUUCUCUGUCUGCCUUCCUAUUUCCUUUUGCUUCUAUGCUGCCUCUUGUCUGAUGUCCUUUACAGUGAAUAACGGCCACCUUGUCGGGGGCCCACACAGCUUCUAAGAGUUGUAAGAUUUCUUCUUUAUUUUUAAUUUCUUUCCCUCCAGCAGUUAAGAGUCCCCUUUCUUUGUAAAUGGCUCCAUGGGCAUGUAAUGUAGCAAAGGCAUACUUUGAAUCAGUAUAGAUGUUAACUGUCCUUCCUUUGGCUAGUAGUAGUGCUCUAGUUAGAGCUAUUAAUUCUGCUUUUUGUGCUGAGGUCCUGUUAGGGAGGGCCUGUGCCUUGGCUACUGAAUUUAGAGUGACCCUGCAUACCUGGCUUGGCAGACCCCUUCUGAUAUAAACCUGCUUCCCUCUGUGAAAUAUUCAGCGUCUGGGUCCUUAAAGGGUUGGUCUCUUAAGUCUUUUCGGCUUGAGAACACCUCAUCUACUACGUCUACGCAAUAGCGUUGGGGAAACCGGUCUUGCAACUUCAGCAUUUCUACAGGCAACAGGGUAGCCGGGUUGAGGGUAUUCGCGGUUUUUAAAGUUACGUAUGGAUUUCCACAUAACAGCCCUUGAUAUCUUAACAUUCUUGGAUUAGAUAGCCAGUGAUAUAUCCUCUUUGCUCCAUUAAGGUGAUCACUGUGUGUGGCACCCGUAUUAUUAGCUUUUGUCCUAGUGUCAGCUUCCAGCAUUUUCUGCCAGCAUGGCAGUGGCAGCUAACGCUUUUAAGCAGGGGGGCCACCCCAGGGUCACAAGGUCUAACCGCUUGAUAAAUAGGCUGCUGGUCAAUACCAUGAUCCUACUGUUUGAACUAAAACUCCUGUAGUCAUUCCUUUUCUUUCAUGGACAUAGAAAAAGAAAGGCUUAGUCAGGUCUGGUAAUCCCAGGGCUUGAGCUUGGCUUAAGGCCUUUUUGAUCUCAUUAAAGGCCUUCUCCUGCUCAUUACCCCAGAGGAGGGGCUCUUUUUCUCCCCCACUUUGUAGCUUCAUACAGUGGCUUUGCCAUGAGUGAAAAGUUUGGCAUUGAAGUACAGCGAAAGUCUGCUGCCCCUAAAAAUUCCCUUACUUGUCGCCGGGUGACAGGAGUAGGGAGCGCACAUAUGGCUUCCUUCUGCCCACUGCCGAGUUCACGCUGCCCUUGGGCUACUAGGAAACCUAGAUAUCUUACUCUUUUUGCACAGACCUGAGCUUUUUCCUGAGACAUCUUGUAACCGCCUUCCAUAGAAGGCGAAGGAGAUCUUUGGUGCCCUGGAAGCAAUCUUUCUUGGUAGGUGCCGCAAACAAAAGAUCACCAAUGUAUUGUAACAAUACACACUUGUCAUUUGGUGGGACAAAAGCCUUGAGGUCUGAUGCUAGUGCCUCUUCAAAGAUAGUGGGGGAGUUUUUGAACCCUUAUGGGAGCCUGGUCCAGGUGAAUUGUGUUCCUCCCCAUUGGAAUGCAAAAAUAGGCUGACUUAUUGGAGCUAGCCUGAGGCAGAAAAAGGCAUCUUUUAAGUCCAAACGGGAAAACCAGGCAGCAUGAGCAGGAAUGUGGCUCGUCAUUGUAUAUGGGUUGGGCACCACCGCAUGUAAGGUAACAGUAACUUUAUUUAUGUCCCAUAGGUCUUGCACAGGCCUGAACCCACCAGACGGUUUUUGCACUGGUUAAGAGUAGAGUAUUCCAGGGUGACUUGCAUUUCUUUAUGAUCCCAUGUUCUAAUAGCCGAUUUAUGUGCUUGGUCAUUCCUCGCACUGCCUCUGUAGACACCUGGUACUGGGGAAUGUGCACUGGAGUUGCACCUGGAACUAACUCUACUACCACCGGUGCCUGGUUUAUAACCAAUCCUGGAGGACUGUCUUCUGCCCACACCUCAGGAUAACAAACCGAGGCCGGGCUCCCAUCCUCCUCCAGCACACGAGGGGGCCCCUGGCCCAGCAAGAAGCUUCGCCUGGUUUCUGAGGGAAUUCCCCGCGGGCCUUUCCAAAACACGCCCGUUCCCUUCCGCUAACUUCAGGGGCCAAGAAUUGACACUUUUACGCUCCUCAAGCCGGUGGCGCUGCCUCGCUGGCGUUCGCAGCGCGCAGCCAACCGGAUGCCAGCCGGGGGCCGUUAGCACUGCCAGCAUGGGGCGCCCGCGGACCUCCGACUGAGCCAGCUGCCGGAAGCCGGAAGUGUCCCAGGCCCGGGACUGCGAGGGGGCCGGGGGCUCCCCAAGACCGGAAGUGUCCCGGGGGCCAGGAGCGCGCGGGACCCGGGAGCGCGCGAGGCCGGAAGAGGCGGGCGGCCAGAAGAGGUCCGCAGAGUUCAGGCGACAGGCGAGACGGCAGGGCUUAAAGUUCCGGGAAUCAAAGAUCAACUCCCACUGAGGACAAAUGGACCUGUAAUUCCGGGUGUGACGAGAGAACGAGAUUUACCUUCCUGAAUUAAAAAACAGGUCAUUAAGCUUGGGCCCUGACUCUUCUUUGUGAGAAGGUGCAGAGAUGGAAACCUUACAAUCCAAGACUAAAACGAGGGUCCUUCCCUCAUGGCUGACAGCCCAGGUGGCUACAAAGAAUGUGGCACCAAUGAAGGCCCCCAAGAGGAUGAGAAUGGCAGCAGUGCCAGUGGCAGCAGCAAGGUGCGACAACCCUGGUCAGAAGACUGUUGCGAAUUGGCAAGUGGAGCAGGGGCCUCCAUGACCUGGGCCAGGUCUUCCAGCCUAGGCAGAACAGCAAGAUGGGCGGGUGUUUCAGUCUGAUCAUCUCUUGAGCUUUUAGAAGGUGGAGGGGCUGUGGGGGGAGGCAAAGCGGGUUAACCCUCGAGGACAGGCACCCACUUCUGCCUCUGCACUGGUGAGUGUCCUGCCCUCAGCACACACAGAGUGGGUUCUCCAUGUCAGCCAAUCUCUGAUGCCAGUUGUCCAAAAUGCCAGUCUCUUCCUUUACAACGAACAUGGUAACAUCAGAUGGGCAAGAUCAGUGGUAGUGUCUGUUUUGAGUGGUGCCUGCCCCUGUGGACAGACCUUUAGGGAUGGACAGAUGAGCAGCAGCUGCAGGGCCAGCAAGAGAUAAGGAGCUGGGGAGUGAGUUAGUUGAAUGACGGUAAUUGCCGGGAGGUGGGGGGGCGCGGGGUGAGUCUCCAGGCUGCAGCGUGAAGUGGGCAGAGCCCCAGCACUUGAUGUUCCCCUCUCUGGCUCCUCCUCCUCUAAGGUUUCCUGACUGACAGCCUUCCCUUGUGACUGCUGCCGUCUUUCCCUAAGUCUGGUCCUGCUUUCAGGUUCCUCUCAGUGCAGCCUCAGCCCGAGGUUCCCUUCCUCUUUCAUCCACGUGUGUGUUUCAGAGGUGGCCAUCCUUCCCUACUUCCAGAUCCUUAUAGGGCAGUUGGUGGAGAGUGGGAGGCACCCCGGUGUUGCCUCCAUGAAGCCCUGUGCCAGUCACUGGGCUGCAAGGCUGAGGAAAUUGUGUCCGCGUCAGAGAAAGCUCCUCAGCUCAGAGGUGCUGGUGCCUCCUGCGUGGAGGAAGGCAGGGGGAAGAGGCCCUGUUGAUCUUGUUUUCUUUGCCCUUAUGAGACCUGAGAGUCUGUGUCAUCUGUGCCUUGCGUGUCUUUGUUUCAGACUCCCUGCGACAAGGACUGUGUACUGCAUGAAUGAGGCCGAGAUAGUCGAUGUUGCUCUGGGAAUCCUGAUUGAGGUAAAGUCAGACAAGCCUUUUACUCAUGACCAGAAACUCUGCAUGGGCAGAAGCUAGACUAGGCCCUUGGUCACCGUCAGUAAGAGAGAUGCCCUCUGCCGUAGGCUACCUCUUCUUCCUCCUGCCACUUCUCUCGCUCUUGUCUCGGCCAUGCUGCCCAGGCCUCUCCCCAUGUGGGUGUGCACUCGUGGGGUGUCUUUGGGGCUAGAUGCCUGGGAGGGCAUGCGUGUGUUAGGGAGGGCGUGUGUGUGUUAGGGAGAGCGUGACUGUGCGCUGGUGUGUAUGUGGAUGGGACAUGAAGCAUUUACCUGUUUGUGUUCUCGGAAAGGUUCCCAGUUGGGUAGAUGACUUCUUAGCCAUUGCCCUUCUCCUGAGCAGAGGAUGCUGAGCUUCCUCGCUUCCUGCAGUAAUAAUUGCAGUGCCUCAGAGUUGCACAGCAUUCUACAGUUUACCAGGUGCCUUGAAAGCAUGUGUUAUGUCAUUUUAGCCUUGCAAUAACCCUGUGGUGUGGGACUUUUCCUAGUGCUAAGGCAUGGGCCCACACCCAGGUUUUGUAUCCUGGGCUCCUCCCAUUCUGUCACCGGCCUUUCUAGACAUGUUUCUUCCAUUUCUUUUUCCUUUCCCCUCAGCUAAUCCUCAUGCCUCUGCUUCUUCUCUCCCGAGUGGGUUCUGGUUUCUUCAAGAGCUGUGAAGAGGGGGUCGGGGGAGGAGUGGGGUGAAGAGAGGGUGGGUGCUCAGGAUAUGGGCACAUUGCCUGGCCUGGUCACUUUGGCUUUGUAGUUGCUUCUAGAUACAUCCUGCGUUACUGACAGAUCAGCAUGUUAGGGAAAUAAAACACGUAUGUUGAGCCUGCCUUUUCUCGUACUCCACAGAGCCGCAAACAGGAAAAGGCCUGCGAGCAGCUGGCCCUGGUGGGGGCUGAUAACCCAGAGCACUCCCCUCCCUGCUCUGUGUCGCCUCACACAAGUUCUGGGAGCAGCAGUGAGGAAGAGGACAGUGGGAAAGAGGCACUGGCUCCAGGCCUCAGCCCUUCCCAGAGGCCGGGGGGUAUCAACUCUGCCUGCAGCAGGAGCCCUGAGGAGGAGGAGGAAGAGGAUGUGUUGAAAUACGUCCGGGAGAUCUUUUUCAGCUAGGGCAUAAACUGUGCACUGAACUGUCUGCCGAGAGCAGCUGGAGGACAGCUGAGCUUCCACUGGUGCUGCUGGGCUGCCCGUCUGUGGGAAUGGGGCUCUUUGUGCUCCUACCUUUGUGCCUUCUUGGGCCUGGCCAGAAGCCCCUGGACACUCCAGGCCUUGGGGCUGCCGUUCUGAGUGUGCAGAAGGCAGGACUCAAAACGAGAUCCCAUUCGAUUCCUUCUGUAUGUACUGUGCCUUCUCCCGGCUCUGAGGCUCUGGAAUCCCAAUUGUCUGUGUUAGUCAGUGACCAGGUUCCAGGGAAAAUGAUGUCAUUUGGUGGUCCAACUUACUGGAACCAAAGAGACAGUACUUUUCAAAGAAAAGGAUCACUGCCAGGUGCACUGGAAUUGCUACAGUUUAGUCCGCAUGAUCCCUCCUGAAGGAGGAAGCUUGUUUCAAAAACAGUUUCCAUCAUGAGUCUAUCAAUGAGCUCCCACCUCUCCAGCCAGCCUAGAAAACAAACGAGCUGCCCACAGUUCUCUGCCCUGUCUGGGAGGUUGAGGCCACAGUGUAUAGACUGGUAAGCCAGACAGGCCUCCUCCCACAAGCUGCUACCUUGCUAUCACCUGUACCUUGGUCCCUGGGCAGCUAGCUAUAAAGCAAGAGGGACAGGAGCCCAGAAGAGACACUGAGGACAAGGAUCACACCAGAGUACAUGUUUCUGCCUUUGUUUUCAGUGUGGCAUUGGACAGGAAUAUAUGAAUAAAUCACUUGCCAUACAGGUUUUCCAAUACACAGGUGCUGGAAAAUACACACAGUUCCCCAAUG